Cuscuta europaea is the source of this 2598-nucleotide messenger RNA. The record is from the annotation of a GenBank genome assembly. Lineage: Eukaryota; Viridiplantae; Streptophyta; Magnoliopsida; Solanales; Convolvulaceae.
UGUUACACCACUGUGUUGUCAUUUCGCGCUGCUGAAUUUGAGAGCACCACCGUCACCUCCUCCGCUCUCAGAUCCUCCGCCUAUGCUCCUCCUCUCCGCUUCUCGCUCCCACCUCACCUCUCUCCGCUCCUCAUACGACGUAGUUUCAGCUUCUCCCGCCCACGCGCUUUUCCUCGAACAUAUAACUGCUGAUAAAUACUGUAUAUAUGCGGAGGAAUCCAUUUUAUUACCCAGUGGAUUUCUCCGGAUAAAACCGCCCUUUUUCGCUUCCUUUCUAAAAGCUAUGCAUAAACCUCUUUAAUGUACGGAUUUGAAUUGGAAAUUCGGAAGUGUAAUGUAGCUACUGUUGAAAGUUUGAAAUCCUGAAGCCGCCAACAAUUACUGGAUUGCUCAUAGAAGCACUUGCAAGUUUCUUUUUGUGCAUUUGAUUUGCUCAUAGGAUUUUGUUUUCUUGGAAAAUUUGAUGCUCCCUGUACGAUGAAGAAUUGUAACUGGUUUAAGCGAAUUGUGGAGAGUAAUGGGAAGCUCGAGAGGCGGCUUUCGCUGGGAGAGUACAGGCGAGCAGCGUCCUGGUCCAAGUACCUCGUCUCCUCCGGGGCGGCCAUUAAGGAGGAAGGCCGUCAGCAGUGGAGCGCUGACAUGUCCGAGCUCUAUAUUGGGAAUAAGUUUGCCUCUGGCCGCCAUAGUAGGAUUUACAGAGGGGUUUAUAAGCAGAGAGAUGUUGCUAUUAAGCUCAUAAGCCAGCCCGAGGAGGACGAAGACUUGGCAUCUUAUCUGGAAACACAGUUCUCCUCCGAGGUCGCUUUGUUGCUUCGGCUCAAGCAUCCCAAUAUCAUCACUUUUGUUGCGGCAUGUAAGAAACCCCCUGUGUUUUGCAUAAUCACUGAAUAUGUUCCUGGAGGCUCCCUGAGGAAGUACCUACACCAGCAGGAACCAUACUCAGUCCCUCUCAAACUGGUGCUAAAACUGGCUCUUGACAUUGCACGUGGGAUGCAGUAUCUUCAUGCUCUGGGGAUACUUCACAGAGAUCUCAAAUCAGAGAAUCUGUUGCUUGAUGAAAAUAUGUGCGUAAAAGUGGCUGAUUUUGGGAUAUCAUGCUUAGAGUCCCAAUGUGGUAGUGCAAAGGGCUUCACUGGCACUUACCGUUGGAUGGCACCAGAAAUGAUCAAGGAAAAACAUCACACUAGAAAAGUAGAUGUUUACAGUUUUGGCAUCGUUCUCUGGGAACUCUUAACGGCAUUAACACCAUUUGACAAUAUGACACCAGAACAGGCAGCUUUUGCUGUCUGCCAAAAGGUAUUUUGAGAUUUGCUCUCGUUUUAACUAGGGAUGGAUUUGGUUCCAGAACCAGAUCAGACUUGGACCGGCCAUUUGCCCCUGCAAACCAGACCAGGACUGGACCUCGGAAACCGGUCCAAACCAGUUCCUCCAAAAUAGGACCAGAUCCGUUCAAGUUGCGGUUUCUGUUUUUUUUAAUACGGUUAAAAACUGGACUAAACGAGCAGAGAACUGGACCGGUAUACCCGGUUAAGGUUCUUAUUCUCCCCUUCACUGGAAGUGGACCUCAUGCACUCCUAGUUUUAAUUAAUUGAUUGAAACAUUGCACAUGUAUGACUAUUGACUAUUAAUUUGUCACUUGCAUAUUAUUAUUACAUUGUUGUAUUGACAAAUUUAUCCUUUUCACCUAUAUGUGCAUUAUGCCGAAGCUUUUAUUUUCAUUCUUAUCCAGUGAUCUUGUUCCUGUAUUGAUUAAUUCAUUUUAUUUAUUUAGUUGAUUGUUUGUUUAUUUGUAUGUGGGUUUCUUAUUCUUUUGACAGAAUGCAAGACCACCAUUGCCGUCUGACUGCCCGAAGGCAUUCCAGAAUCUUGUUAAUCGUUGUUGGGCAAGUAAUCCUCAUAAACGGCCACACUUCCAGGAGAUCGUAACAAUUCUCGAAAGCUAUGUCGAGGCAUUCGGGUGUGAUCCAAACUUCUUUUCAACGUAUGAGCCCUCCAGGGAUGCAGUACUUUUGAGAUGCUUUAGGGAAUGCAUGUGUACUGAUUGAUACAUUUCAUCUGCCUGGAAUCGUGUCAAGUUUAUCAAUUUUCCCCAACAUUUUCUGGUUAGGCAACCAAAAAUAUGGUCUGCAAUGCAAGUGUCAUAUUUCCCCCCCAUUUCUCGCUUCAAUUGUUUCAUUGCUGUCAAUGGGUGCACUUCCCGUUUGUUGAAUGUUUGGAAAUGAAAGCAUUUCCUAUUCCGUACUCUUGGCGUUUGUAUUACUCUAUCGGACGAAUGGGACAAUACAUACCCUCAAGUUGUAACGUACACUCCUAAUAUUUGAUCACCGGCCAAUACACAUGUAAUUAAUUUAUUUCUGAAAACGAUUGAUAUAGUGAGUAACUAGUGUAAAGUCUGGGGCAUGCCUGGGGCAUGAUGCCUCCGUAGAAUGUCAAUUUGAUAAGGAGUGUGAGUUAAAAUGAAAAAUGCUAAAUGAUGUGAAUUAUUUAUAGGAUUCAAAGUUGAAAGUAAUAAAUUUUUAUUAUGAAAUAACCACACCAAUCAUAAAUAUGUAUUUGUUAAAAAGUUUAAAAUGAUGUAUAUGCUUACAGAUUUUUUUC